Messenger RNA from Fusarium verticillioides 7600, 2063 nucleotides. RefSeq lists its product as hypothetical. Gene Ontology annotation, molecular function: oxidoreductase activity, acting on single donors with incorporation of molecular oxygen; zinc ion binding; ferrous iron binding. The record is from RefSeq and is a predicted model, not a curated record. Lineage: Eukaryota; Fungi; Ascomycota; Sordariomycetes; Hypocreales; Nectriaceae. The transcript is spliced from 4 exons. Bases 164 to 1165 code for a protein of 333 amino acids.
CAGCUGGCCUAGAUCCACAGAUGGAUCUGCCAGGGCCGGCCUCUCCCGAGAUGGAUAUUCGGAUAUACACUUACAGUACAUGUAAAAGGAAGAUAUCUAUUCUGAGCAAAUGUGGGUUGACCAGUAACUCAAGAGCUGCUACCGAAACUCAUCGUUAUUCAAUAUGACCCAACUCCUAUCUUUCCGAUCAUUGAUCGGCUUCAUCUCUAUUGCCGUAGCCAUGAUUGCCUUGUUUGGUGCUUCACCACUCAAAGCCUUUUCAUCGACUCUGCAGAGGGCAGGCUUUGAUUGGUACAACUCACAAAAGGAUGUGUCAUUUCCAGUAAAGACGAAUAUGGCAACAAAGGCGCCUGUUUACUUCUUCAGUCAUGGUGGUCCUGAUGUGCAAUAUAACACAAAGCACCCCGUAUAUCCUGUCCUUCAACAAAUUGGAAAGGAGAUAACGCAGAAAGUGAGGCCGAAGGCCGUAGUGGUCUUCUCAGCACAUUGGAUGGGAGAGGAGCGCGCCAUUCAUGUUAACAAUGCUGUAGAUACUCCUCUCAUUUAUGAUUUCUACGGAUUCCCCGAUCACUUUUAUAAAGCUCAAUAUCCGAACAAGGGUAGCCCAGAGCUUGCGAGCAAGAUCAUGGUCAUGCUUUCAGAGGCUGGUAUCCAAUCCUAUGGAAUGAAGCGAGGCCUUGAUCAUGGCGUAUUUUCUGGCUUUCAUGUUGCCUUCAAUCCAGAAACCAAUCCACUCAACGUACCACUUGUUCAAGUUUCGCUCUUCAAAAACGAAGAUCCUCACGCCCACUACGCUCUCGGACGUGCUAUAUCUGCACUUCGGGACGAAGGAAUAGUUAUCAUCGGAGCUGGGAUGUCAGUACACAACUUACGUGACAUGCACCACAUGUUCGAGGGUAACACAGAGCCACUCCCAUAUGUUGUGAGCUUCGACAACGCUCUCAAGGAGGCUGUGGAGGCCGAUCCAGCUGUCCGAGAGGAAAAGAUGGCGGCGAUAUGUAAGCGGGGAGAUGCGAAACAAGCACACCCUUUCAUGGAUCACCUCAUGCCAGUUUUUAUCGCUGCAGGCGCCGCCAGUGAGGACUGGGGAAAGCAGAUAUGGACUUUACAUGAAGGCAGCUUCGGAUGGUCGCAGUUUCGGUUCGGCGAUGUUCAUUCAUCCUGAUGAGCAUUAUUUUGGGGGUAGUGUGUAGCCAAAGUGCAACGACCAUGGUUAUCGAGGCCUGCUAUGACAACACUGAGGAAUGGACACAUUAUGGUGGCAUCAGCCAUAGCCCAACAAAGUUGAGGUUGGCAAGAGAUGUCCAACUUAUACCUAACGAAAACAGUUGUGUUAUACAGCGUAAUUGUCACCCAGUUAAAACUUUUGCUCCUCCGUGAGGCCAUCCUCAGGCAGCCACGUCACACCCCAACCCACACCACUUAACAAAAUGCAUGCUUUCAUUGGUGUUUUGGCCUUAGCUAACCACGUUCAUACUCAUAUAUAAAGAACUACCUUUGAGUCAUAAGUAUGCAAUAUCAAGCUGUCAGCAAAUUCUAUUUCAUUGAUAUACCCGCCCCUUUCACCAGGUUGCCUUUGUUGUAAAACUCGAUGCUCGGCAACAUCUCGCUCGCAACCCACCUGGCUGUCUGUGUAUGAAGAGAGCCGUAACCGAAGGGCUCAUGCGUCUUUUCCUUUCUCAUUCUGCCAGUACUAAUUCCCAGGUUUCCCGUGGCAUCGAUUAGUGCGUCAGGUGGAGAUUCAUCUGGGGUAUCUCCUCGAGGGAACGAAGAGUAUCCCUCACAGAGUGCUUGGAAAACGACCACUUGAUCUUGAAGAUGAACGUCCACUUGGCCACCGACAGCUGCCUCGUCGUACAAACCCCGACACAGUUUUCUUGAUACCUGAUCGGCGAACAUGUCCCUGUUCUUUGUCUUUUUUGGUAUUGAUCCAAGCCAGUCAUGCCCCCAUCUGACCCCAGACGUGGAAUGGGCCACAAGCAGUAUGUACCACCGUGAAUCUAGGUUCGUGUCUUCAACAUGCCUGAAAUGGAUGUCUGCCCCAGAAAAGAGGUCCCCCAGGC